UAAACACUACCAACAAGUUUUGGUAUCUUUAUCCUUCCUCCUCUUCCUCACUCUCUUAGAUUCCCAUCACCGUUACAUAGAAAGCUUCAACCUUUGAUCCUCUAGAAGAAGAAACAAGUUUAACUUUCUCUGAAGCUCUAACCAAAUACGGCACUCCAUUUUUAGAGUUUUCCGUUAACGGAUUUCCCGAGUUUUCUUAUCUUAAGACACCAAAUUGGUGCGCGGCUAUUUUUCCUCAGGAAAUAUUGCACCUCCCUUCCGUAUCGUGUUGAUUAGGAAGUGAGAGAGAGAUGGGCCUCCUUCUAUCCAGAAAUAUAGCAAGUUUCAUUUCCUCCUCUCCACUUUUCUCCAAGAAAAAUGGUUGUAUCCCCAUGCAGCUGGAGAACAUGGUCUCCUUGGUUUCCCGGACGGGAAGGCAUUUGCAGCGCUACGAAAAAGGCUGCCGUCAAGUGGUAGGAUGCAUACCCUACAGAUAUAGGCAAACAGAACAAGAGUCUUCGUCUAUGGAGGAUAUAGAAGUUCUUGUGAUUAGUUCACAGAAGGGUCAAGGAAUGUUGUUCCCAAAGGGAGGUUGGGAACGUGAUGAAUCGAUUGAAGGAGCGGCUUACAGAGAAACGCUAGAGGAGGCCGGUGUGACUGGUCAUCUUGAGCAGCCUAGAUUGGGCAAAUGGCGUUACAAGAGCAAAAGCCAGGGCACUUUUCAUGAGGGGUACAUGUUCCCGAUGCUUGUCAGCCAUCAGUUCGAAUCUUGGCCUGAGAAGACCGUCAGAAAACGAGAAUGGAUGACUAUUGCUGAAGCCAAAGAAGCAUGCCAAAAUUGGUGGAUGAGGGAAGCUUUGGAUGAAUUUAUUCGUCGACAAACGCAGGCUCAUGAGAAAUAAGCACAAAAUGUGCCUGUUUGUACAGAGAAAGAGAGAGAACCGUCCUUUGGUUUUAGCCAUGAUUUGGUUUUUGUUGUAUUAUUUGGACAACCAAAUGGAUUUAGGGGAAGAAGUAAUUUCCCAAUACUCGUAUUAGAGAAGAGCUUUAGUUAAAUGAGAAAACUAAAGUGUUGAUUCCUUGACAGUUCUGUUGCUGUACAAUGUAGUCGAAGAACUAGAAGCAGAACCUCUAUCUGUUAGAUGUACAGACUCCAUUCUUUCAAUUCAAUUAAUUUCACUCUUUUGUAUGUAAACUUUUCAUGAAAUAAUAAUGAUCCUUUCCGCCAA
Argentina anserina (silverweed cinquefoil) is the source of this 1208-nucleotide messenger RNA. RefSeq names its product nudix hydrolase 18, mitochondrial-like. Gene Ontology annotation, molecular function: pyrophosphatase activity. The coding region runs from base 291 to 881 and encodes 196 amino acids. Lineage: Eukaryota; Viridiplantae; Streptophyta; Magnoliopsida; Rosales; Rosaceae. The transcript has 5 exons. Gene Ontology annotation, cellular component: nucleus; cytoplasm. The record is from RefSeq and is a predicted model, not a curated record.